ACACUGAGACUGCGGUGGUAUCAACUGGGACCCCAGUCUACGUUCCUCCGGUUCCAGCAGUCUCCCAGACUCCAAGCCCUAAGGCAUCGGCUCCGCGCUGUGCCCCGAGUCUCCCCCAGGGACAAUGCUGCCCGCCCUGAUGAUUACACUUAGCUGCCUGGGCCUCAGCUCCCUCACACAGGCCCACAUUGUCCCCGUUGUGCCUUUGAGCCCAGCUCCUGACACCUUUGAUGAUGCCUACUUGGACUGUGUUGAAGAGAUGGAGAAGGAGGCCACCCAUCUGCUCCAGGAGGAGAUGGCAAACCACGCCCUGCUCCGGGAAUCAUGGGGGGCUGCCACAGCUACCUGGGAGGGCCGAAGGAGGGGACUCACUCUGCCCCUGGGUUUCCGAACCCAGCAUGCUGUGGCCAUCAUGGUCUACACCAAUUCAUCCAACACUCUGUACCGGGAGCUGAACUCAGCUGUGAGGACAGCCGGCAGCUCUCGAGAACAUUACAUGAAGCACUUCCCCUUCAAGGCCCUACAUUUCUACCUGAUGCGGGCCCUGCAGAUGCUGAGAGUUUCUGAGAACUGUCAGGAAGGCCCUGGGCAGGAAGUGUUCCGAGGUGUGAGCAGCCUCCGCUUCCAGCCUAAGCAGCUGGGAGAUGUCAUUCGCCUUGGCCAGUUCACCUCCACCUCUGAGAAAAAAGGGGUGGCCCAGGGAUUUGGAAACACAACCUUCUUCACCAUGAACACUUGCUUUGGAGUCCCUAUACAAGCCCUUUCAGUCUUCCCAGAGGAACGAGAGGUUCUCAUCCCUCCUCAUGAGAUUUUCCUGGUGUCUGACUUCUCUCAGGAUGGGACCCGAAACCUGGUGACCAUCAGGAGUCUCAAUCGGACCUGUAGCCACUUCAACUGUGCCUACCUGGGAGGAGAGAAGAAGGAGGGCUGUGUAUCUAACUCAGGACAAAGUUGGGAUGCUCUGCUCCCAGGAUCUUGGCCUCAGCUGAUGCCAAGGACCUUGCUCCUGCCUCCUGGAGCAUUUCAACUCUCAGGCCCAGUGCCCUGAUCUUCCAGCUUCUGGACUGGGAAAUUGUAGGGACCUGUUGGUCCCCCUAUUGUGUAGGCCAGGCCAGGCUGAGGGCAGCCUGCGAAGAAAGCAGAGGAAAAAGAUGAAGAUGAGGAUGAGAAUGAUGGAGGUGUUUGGGAGUUGAUCUGUGAGCAGUGUCCUGGGAUCAGGGCAGGGGCCUCAGGCCCCUCUGACCAGGCAGAUGUGGAGCUACAAUGGGUGAGGCCACUCCACUUUGUGGUUGUUGCCAUGGCCACCUCUCAAUAAAGGACCUUGCAAAA
Molecule: messenger RNA, 1329 nt
Organism: Trichosurus vulpecula (common brushtail)
Lineage: Eukaryota; Metazoa; Chordata; Mammalia; Diprotodontia; Phalangeridae
Gene: ART5
Product: ADP-ribosyltransferase 5
Exons: 5
Coding region: 125-1048 (307 amino acids)
Molecular function (GO): NAD+ poly-ADP-ribosyltransferase activity; NAD+-protein-arginine ADP-ribosyltransferase activity
Source: RefSeq, a predicted model, not a curated record